Perkinsus marinus ATCC 50983 is the source of this 743-nucleotide messenger RNA. RefSeq lists its product as hypothetical. NCBI's taxonomy places the organism in Eukaryota, Perkinsozoa, Perkinsida, Perkinsidae. The record is from RefSeq and is a predicted model, not a curated record. The coding region runs from base 33 to 731 and encodes 232 amino acids. The transcript is spliced from 7 exons.
GUCGUUUAUACUACUCGCUACCUUUCCAACUAAUGCUACCUUCGAGUAGUCCUUCCUCACUCGGCAGUAUAUCCUUCCUCUUGAUACAGCUGUGUGCAGCCGACUCAGGGGAUGCUGUUCCUGAGGCAUUUCCCUCCCGUAGUAUCCUAUCGCCCUACCUUCGUCGUUCUGAUGAUUAUCUCAUAUUCGCCAACAUACUCGCUGUCGUUGUAUUUGCGGUAAGCCAAUGCCUGGUCACUCUCCAGGAGAGGAGGAGGGGGGAUCCUGACUGCCCUGCAGUAUUACGACAGAAGAGGAAGGGGAUGGAGGGCCUGAUGAACCCAAGUGUGGAUGCCCUCACCGACAUCACCUCGAACCGCCUCCCAUGGAGGCCUUAUCGCACCAAGGACCAGCAGCAUGCCCCUCAGCAGGAUGCGGUCUUUAACUUCUUCGAUGAUGCCCGCCAGGGGUCCCAUACCUCGCCAUCAGACCCUUUACCUGAGGGGUCCUCCUCGACAGCCGAUCAGGUCCUCAAGUGUCAGUACUGCGAGAACUUCACAGUAGUUCGAACCGUCACCCCACAGCCUGGCGGCAUGCGAGUGUCGGUCUCGACUAGAGUCCCAGCAGCGCCCGUCCUACCUACACCUCACCAAGAACAGCAGUCGGCAAUGAGUGAGGGCAUGAAUGCAGGAGGGCCUGUCCAGCGAUCAGGUGACAACAGACUACGGAAACGCCGUUCGAUGCGGCGAUGAUGAUAAUGAUAA